Messenger RNA from Hymenoscyphus albidus, 3833 nucleotides. Lineage: Eukaryota; Fungi; Ascomycota; Leotiomycetes; Helotiales; Helotiaceae. The record is from the annotation of a GenBank genome assembly.
CGUCCAAGCCCUCGUACAAGCCAGCAGGAAACAGGAGCAGGACAAGAACCAGUCAAGGCACUUUAUUUCCCGCAAGGAUUGGCUAGGAAGGAUCAAUUUGACAUUUCAAGCACCGCACCUUCACGAGCAACAGGAUUGCAUUCCUUUUUUAUAUCAAUUCUCCAACACCAACAACCAAACUCCAUUCUUACCCUCCUUCGCCUCUCUCCCUUAUCUUAGACCUCGCCUCGCCUCGAAAGCUCUCCCCCUUCGAAGCGGCCACGUUCGUUCCAUUAAGAAGCAUCAACGCGUCCUUCGUGUUGCUUGCGUUGGAAUUGUCUGUCAACUUGUGCAGAAUUCACUCACCAGCAGCGUCAUCAUAUCCGGUCAUUGAGACGACACCCUUGAAGCGGACCCGUACGCAUUUCUCUUCUUGCUGAUCAGCGAGCUUAUCGAUACCUCGACACUCGAUUGAUCUUCCUUUAUUUUUCCUGUUUCUGUUUCAAUUCUUCGCGUACGAGUACUCGAGUAGCAUCGACAUUCCAAUUCGACCCCACCACAUCAUUGAACUUCGACUACAACACAACAUCCCCAGGUAGCCUUGACUGGCUCACACACUCCAACACCAUCAAUUACCCCCGAGCAAAUGUCAUUGCGUGAAUCCAAAUCCCCUCUGAGAUCUCCCACCAAUUUCUCCCACCGGGGCUUCCAACCCCUUCGUAACGAAAACGACGCGGAGAUGGGCUACGAUUCGAGUAUCCAGAUGCAGGCCAUGCCACGUCGAUCAGGUUCAUCGACAGGCGCUCGAAAGAAGGGGGAAGGCACAAAUUUACCCUCGGAUUUCUCAACAGCAAACACAUUCAAGGAUGAAGAGAAGAAGGGCUUUUUCAGACGCGGUCCAGGGGGUAGAAGAAAGGACCCCAAUGCCCCAAAAUCAAAUACAAGAGUGAAUACAGAUGGAGAAGAGGUCUCCGUGAAUGCAAUUGGAAGAUUCUAUAACCACAUUGUCAACUUUUCUAUUGUCACCCGAUACUUUGUCUAUGUCCUACCAAUUGGACUUGGCCUCGCUGCUCCAAUCGUCUACUACGCAAUCACCGAUAGAAACGAUUACAUUACUGAUGCUAUUGGUGUCAGAACCUGGCUCUUCUUCCUCUGGAUCGAAAUCGUCUGGCUGUCUCUUUGGGUUUCCAAGCUCAUGGCAAAAUUCGUACCUUGGCUGUUCAUGACCUUGAUUGGUGUCGUCAGUUCCGGUACUAAAAAGUAUGCUCUUAUCUUGAAAGCUGUAGAAAUUGAGCUUAGUCUGGUUGGCUGGUCUGUUACUUCUCUGGCUACCUUUACUGCCCUCACCUCGGAAAGAAUCAACGAUCGAGCCGCCAAUUCGAAACCGGGUAUCAAUGGCAUUGUCCCCGAUCCACAUUGGAUUGUUGUUAUGCAGCGUAUUCUCGUACCAAUUUUCAUUUCCACUUUGCUGUUACUUGGAGAGAAGAUGAUCAUCCAACUCAUCAGUGUCAACUAUCAUCGCCGUUCAUUCGAUCAAAGAAUCAAGGAAUCCAAGCAUACAAUUCACUUACUCGGUCUCCUUUACGAUGCAUCUCGUACGCUCUUCCCAACAUACUGUCGAGAGUUUGCUGAAGAAGACUACGUUAUCAACGAUACGAUCGAAGCUGUUUUGGCCAAGAGUGGAGUCCAUCGUCGACGUGGUUCCAGAACUCCUCUGAAGGUUCUUGGAGAUAUUGGACGUGUUGGAGAUAAGGUCACCUCUCUGUUUGGAAACAUCGCUUCAGAAAUCACCGGUAAACAGGUGUUCAAUCCCACCUCUGCGCAUUCGGUCGUUGUGGAAGCUUUGGAGAAGCCUAGAUCAUCUGAAGCUCUUGCUCGACGACUUUGGAUGUCAUUUGUAGUUGAAGGCAAGGAUUCGCUGUAUGCUGAGGAUCUUGAAGAAGUUCUAGGCCCGUCGAGACAACAAGAAGCAGAGGAGGCCUUUAACGCUUUGGAUGGUGAUGGCAACGGUGAUAUCAGUUUGGAGGAAAUGAUUUUGAAAGUUGUAGAGGUUGGCCGUGCCAGAAAAGCCAUUGCCGCAAGUAUGCACGAUGUUGGACAAGCUAUUGGGGUUUUGGACAAUAUUCUAAUAUGGGUGCUGCUUGUUAUCGUCGUCUUCAUUUUUGGUAAAUCCCCUUGCCCACCUCAGCCAACGCCUACUGACAGCAUUUAGUUGCAUUCCAAAACACCAAUUUUCUCACCACACUUGCCACUGCGGGUACGACUCUUCUCUCCCUGUCGUUCGUCUUUGCCGCUACCACUCAAGAAUUCCUGGGAAGUUGUAUUUUCCUGUUCGUCAAGCAUCCAUUCGAUGUAGGUGACCGUGUCGACAUUAAUGGAGGAGAUGGAAAUCAUCUUGUUGUUGAGCAGAUCUCCUUGCUCUACACCCUCUUCAAACGUAUCGACAAUCAGAAGAUAGUACAGAUUCCCAAUAUUGUACUAAACAACCAGUGGGUUGAGAACGUAACCCGUUCCAAGGCCAUGAAAGAACCACUUGAAAUGUCCAUCUCCUUCGAUACUUCAUUCGAGGAUAUCGAACUUCUACGUCUGGAAAUGGAGAAGUUUGUUUGUCACCCGGAUAAUGCCCGCGACUUUCAACCCGAAAUUACUCUUGAAGCUGCUGGAAUCGGUAGCAUGGACAAGCUCCUGCUCAAGAUUAAUAUUUGUCAUAAAUCGAACUGGCACAACGAGACCAUUCGUGCCGCUCGUCGAUCGAAAUUCAUGUGCGCCCUUGUCCUUGCACUUCGAAAGGUUCCAAUCUACGGGCCAGGUGGAGGUGCCGAGCCACUCGGAGGCCCUACAAACCCCGGAUAUAGUGUAGCGGUUGGUGAUAGCUGGGCUGCUAAUGCACGGGAGAAAGCCCAGGCUGAUAAAGAUGCCCAACGUCUUGCAUCAGCUAAAAAUGGACACGAGGCGAAUGCAGCUGAUGCUCUGAACGCUCGCAAUCCUCUGUCUGAUUCCGCACAUCCAAGUGAUGAUAAUGGCAGCUUUCCAGGAAGCAGAGAGGAUGCCGAACAACGACAACGGGAUUCGGAUAUUGAACAACUUCGUGAUGGAUUGAAGAAGUCCAAAUCCAAUCGCGGGGUUCGAAGAGCAGGCGAUCAUAUCCCAGAUGAGCCAGCUCCACGUGUACCAGAUGUCAGUGUUACUGGACCAUCAUCAUAUCAAGGAUAUCAAUCGUCUCCAUACGGGAACAGAGAGAUUGACGAGGAAGCGGAAAUGGGAAUUCGCCAGACUUCAUCAACAGGUCCAUUAGGCGGCUCGUCGUCGGAUAAUUUCGCGUCUCCGUUUGGAUCACCACAGCCUCCGGCAGGUGGUUACAGCAUAUAUCCUCAACAAUCAUACCAACAGCAACUGCAGCAGCAGUACGCGCAAUACCCCCAGUCAGGUCAACUAAAACCUUUAGGAAGUAGUCCACCUCGACAGCGAGCGCCAUCUCCGCCUCAAGGAGGACGAUCACGCAAUUUGAGUUUGAGUGUUCGACCGGGUGGUAAUGGUGGUGGAAGCAGUGGUUGAAAUAAUAUAUGGAGAUGGCCGCCCUCUUUGAUUUCUUUCUAAUUUGACGAACACCACGAAUUUUCUUUUGAAUCUUUGGUGGUUUUUUUUCCUGGGUGGAGGUGUUUUCUGAUUUUAUGGGAUGUUGUCGUUGGAUGGAUGCAUAGUGUGUAGAUUUAGUAGAUUUCGAUGGAGGGAAGGGUCGGGUGAGAUUGUUGGUACCGUAACGCGAUUUACACGCGCAGGAAAAAGUCUUCGAUGGCAGAGAUGUCGUAUUGUAGUAGUAGUGUCAGAAAUUAAAGAUCUCCAAAUACUAUAAA